This is a messenger RNA of Coniophora puteana RWD-64-598 SS2, 537 nucleotides long. RefSeq lists its product as uncharacterized. The record is from RefSeq and is a predicted model, not a curated record. NCBI's taxonomy places the organism in Eukaryota, Fungi, Basidiomycota, Agaricomycetes, Boletales, Coniophoraceae. The coding region runs from base 1 to 537 and encodes 178 amino acids. The transcript has 2 exons.
AUGGCCACUGACCAAUUCCAACGCGCCGUUUCUGCAAGUGGUCUAGAUGACGUAGACGAGAAACUUAGGCAGCUUCAGGUCUCUUCCAAAGCUUCCAACGGAACGCUACUUCCUUCUCCUUAUUUACCUCCUGAACUGAACGUCAACGAAGCACCCCGCAACCAGGAUAGGCGACCACGCAGGGCGUUCUUUGGCUUUGUUGUCUCUGAAGACAUCAUGAUUGACUAUACCCUGCGCUGGUACCAGGGCACUUUCACCCGCGAGAGCCUCAAGAGUAUUGAUCCUGCCUGGGUUGGUGUCAUUUGUAUGGCUGCUGCUCAGGAUCAUCUAGAAGUCGACCCAGACCACCCGAGAAUAAGGAUUCCUAUGGUUGAGACGCCCGACGGACUCAAGCCCUGCGUCUCCAUAUAUGACAGUUAUGACAGGCUCGGCUGGAGUUUGGCCGAGGAGAAAGAGACAGAGUACAUCGAGCUUAUAAGGAGUGAACUUGGGUUGCCAGAGAUUCAGGAGCCGAUGUGGUACUAUUAUGCUAGAUGA